UGAGCGUGUCUGCGCCGGAAGUAGCUUGUGGUGGUUGGCGUGGCGUUGUUAAAGUGUCGGAUGGCAGCUUACUUCCGGUUUGUGGUUCCGGAUACAUUAAUCUGUGAAGGUAGAAUGAAGGAGGAGGACGACGAUCUGGAGCGGGAAGCAGUGGAAGAGCUGCUCAAGGAAGCCAAAAGGGGAAAAGAUCGAGCUGAGACUAUGGGUGCAAUGGGCUGGAUGAAAUGUCCCCUUGCCAGCACCAACAAGCGCUUUCUGAUCAAUACCAUUAAGACCACCCUGCCACCUGAUAGAGAGAAGCACAGCAGAACGACAGAGGAGGAGGAAGAAGAGGAAGAGGAUACUAAGGACCCUGACGGGAAGCAGAGGCAUUCGGAAAAGCACGGUGCACAUCCCUAUAGGAGGAGGGAGGACUCCAGAAAAGAGAAGAGGAGAUCUCCGUCUUUAAGCAGGAGCAGGAGGCAUAGAUAGUCCGGGAGUGACGGCAAGAAACGAUAGAUCCGCUGGGUUAAAGCCAUACGCCUGAGACUGUUAUCAGUUUGCAAUAUGCAUUGUAUUAAUAGUCAGUCUGAACUGACUCUUCAGCUUGGCCAAGACUGUUAUAUGUUAUUAAUGCUUACACUACAAAUAUGACGUGCACCUAGUUGGGGGUAUAAAAGGUAUAAGCCACUUAUCGCUAAGAGGUGUAAGUAGUGUAUCACCCUCAGGAUCUCUGGGUGAAGGGUUGUGUGUACUGAAAAUGUUGGGCUGGCAUUGUUGCCUAACCAGUGGCUCUCCUGCUGUUGCAAUACUAAAACUCCCAGUAUACCUAAAGUAGUACUCAGGUGGAAAACAAUUAUUAUAAUUUUUUUUAUAAAUUGGUGCCAGAAAGUUACAGAUUUGUAAAUUACUUCUAUUAAAAAAAAAAAAAUCUUAAUCCUUCCAGUACUUAUCAGCUGCUGUAUGCUCCACAGGAAGUUCAUUUCUUUUUGAAUUUCUUUUCGGUCUGACCACAGUGCUCUCUGCAGACACCUCUGUCCAUGUCGGGAACUGUCCGGAGCAGGAGCAAAUCCCCAUAGCAAACCUAUCCUGCUCUGGACAGUUCCUGACAUGGACAGAGGUGUCAGCAGAGAGCACUGUGGUUAGACUGAAAAGAACGAUACAAUUUCCUCUGUAGAAUUCAGUAGCUGAUAAGUACUGGAGGGUUUAAGAUUUUUUAAUAGAAGUCAUUCACAAAUCUGUUGUAACUUUCUGGCACCAGUUGAUUUAAAAAAAAAAAAAAAAAAAAAAAAUCCACUGGAGUACCCCUUUAAACAUCUGCCAGGGCAUACUGGGAGUUGUAGUUUUUAUUUAUCAGCAGCAAAGACUCAGGUUAGGAAACGAUGACCCCGUGCUGACCAGGAUAAAAUGCUCAACGGAAUAGUGGCCCCACGUGGUCUGUGUGUUUGGUAACCGAGCCAUAAAGCACAAGACAACAUUAUGUAACAGGAUCUGCAGCUCAUGGUACAGUCUGAUCUUUUUCUUUUCUUGUAAUAGAAUUGAAAUGGUAAAAAUUUCUUUGUGAAAUUAAUUCUAGAGUAUUUUAUUUUAAAUGUAUGGUCCAGGAAUACGAAACAGGGUAUUUGCUUUCCUUUUUUUUUUUUUUUUUUUUUUUUUUUUUUUUUUUUAAA
This is a messenger RNA of Hyla sarda, 1649 nucleotides long. RefSeq names its product RNA polymerase I and III subunit D (gene POLR1D). The record is from RefSeq and is a predicted model, not a curated record. The coding region runs from base 61 to 471 and encodes 136 amino acids. The transcript has 3 exons. NCBI's taxonomy places the organism in Eukaryota, Metazoa, Chordata, Amphibia, Anura, Hylidae.